GAGCCAAAAGGCUCUAAUACGAAUGACUCCAAUAGUUCGGAAUUAUGUGUGUGGGAGGUAGGGUAUUAUGAUUACUGUAACUAACUUAGUAUGUAUUCACACUUGUAAUAUCAUACAACCACCAAAAGCCCAUAAAGUUAAGCAACCAUGCUCGUACUGUACUAGUACUAGUACAGUACUGUACUCACCGACUCACAACGCCUCACUCGUAAAACCCUAUCCCGACGCCUGGCUUUAUUUAUUUAUUUUUAUUUUUAUUUUCCUUUCAGGUCAAUCAUCGGCAUACUUGGGGGCGGGGGAAGGUUAUGUAUGUAUGUAUGUAUGUAUGAAGGUUUUCCCCGCUUCACAGCAUGCUGUGCACGGAAUCGCAUCUUCCGCAGAUCGCUCGCCCGGACGAGUUUUUGAAAGGGUUAUUUGUCGUUUCUGGUAAGGUAAGCGUGAUGCUGAAGGUUUUCACAGAUGUUUUGUCCGUUUGUCUGUUCGGGCCUAAGUUCUGCUAAGGUGUAUAUCGUAAGUGGUGAUGCUGUUGGAUGCGUCAAUAGGCACCCAUAGUGACUUGCUUGCGUGUAUGGUACAGUAUAGCAUAUUCCUGAUUUAAUUGCCUAACUUUAUCUUCAUGGGCUCUAGAACAUUCUAGUCAGAAUCGGGGUAUUCUUUUUUAGACGGGGUCAAGGGAGGGAGGAUUCAUGGGGAGGGGGAAGGAGAAGAAGACGGAAAAUAAUAAUAAUAAUCGGGUAAUCAGUGAUUAUUAUCGGAGGAGGAGGGGGAGACUACUCUCAUCAGAGAAAUUUCUCCGGAGCAUGAUAACGAUUGUAUUAUUUGGGCUUCGGUUUUUGAGAAGAUCCCAGUGAACAGCUGGGCCCAUAUAACCCCUGGGACAGUAAGGUCUCCAGACCCGAGAAGUGAAGGGUCAGGGUGGAAAGGGGUUAUACCGAGUGGGGUUGGUAAGUCUUCAGGGCAGGGAGGGCUGCCCUCGAGUCAAGUGGGCGUUAGAACCGGCGUGUGUUUGUAAGAUGUCAUGACGGAAGUCUACUAUUCUGUAUCAUACAUGAGAAGGCCAUCACAAGCGGGGUGUUGGUAUGACAGGCACGGGGAGUAAUCUGGUAUAGAAUUGUGGGGACGGAAAUCUACAUGGGCAUUACGCAUCCUUGACUUACAGGCCAUACUACUCUCCCACCAACCCAAUGGCACUUUCAGAAAGUUCCCAGGCGUUUAUACUAUUUUCGUUAUGUAUCGGACGAAGAAAAUUCGCAGUGAUGUUCCCAGUGCGGUUUGUCCACCCCCGGGAGGCAGUUAGCGAUCUCUCUCUCGAGAAAAAAAAACAGGCUUUGGCUGCCAUACCAACCCCUAACUAAAGUGGUCACGUAAUCGUCCGGGGGUUGACUGGGGCUUGGACUUGGGGAAUUCGGCAGCAUGACCGAUUGAUUGAUCUUCGUCUCCGUCAGGUGAAGCUUGCUCUUGCAGUCCUCCUUCAUCUCCCAUCUUCGUCUUCUUCAUAGCACUGGUCUGAGUCCGGCGAUAUACGUGCCUGCAUCUGCUCAUUGCGGGAGAGAGGAAGGCCCGGUGGUUGGGCAAUCCAUGUUUGAGAUACUGGCCCAGCCCGGUCGGCCAAGGGCUUCUGAUUUCCCGAUCUUGACCAUCUCAUACCUUCUAGAAAAGGCAAGUGUGCCCACUUCGAGCCUCUCUCAAUCCAUU
Molecule: messenger RNA, 1695 nt
Organism: Tuber aestivum (summer truffle)
Lineage: Eukaryota; Fungi; Ascomycota; Pezizomycetes; Pezizales; Tuberaceae
Source: the annotation of a GenBank genome assembly